This is a messenger RNA of Trichobilharzia szidati, 2484 nucleotides long. NCBI's taxonomy places the organism in Eukaryota, Metazoa, Platyhelminthes, Trematoda, Strigeidida, Schistosomatidae. The record is from the annotation of a GenBank genome assembly.
AUGUUCAUUAUUCGGUUAGCAUCUGAUGCUUUAUCGUCAAUCACUGAGGGUGAACAAACUCAUCAAAUGCAUCAAACUGACAAUUCCCCAUCUACCUCACAAUAUGAAUCACUUAAAAAAAUAGAGGAGAUACCAAAACAACCCAGUGAUGAUACACAGAAACGUUUACUCAGCAUUAAACGUGUUCACAGACUAAUCGAAGAGGAAUUAAUGAUGGAGUAUGACAUGAAAGCUACCAAUAAACUUGAAAGGCAUAAUAAUAACAACAGCAAUAAUAAUAAUAAUGUCAAGUUAUCAAGAUACCACGAGAAAGAUGAGUUUUGUACACCGUAUAGUAGUAGUAAUCAACGGAGUAAAAAUGAGACCAGCGUAAAACGGAAUACUACCGAGCGAUCCAUUAGCACACCGAAAAAAUGCUCUCCACCGACUAGUCUACUGUAUGAUUUAUUAUCUGGUAGAGAGAACUUCAAUUCAGUUUAUAUGCGAAGUCAAUUGGUGUUUGUCACAUGUGAUGACGACAAUGUUGAGUCAAUAAAUAACUUUGCAAAAGAAGAUUUUCACAGUAAGCGUAAAACACGUGGUCAAACUAUGCAAAGAAGACGUAAACCGCUUAGGCCAACAAAACAUUGUAUCGCCUUACGGACACCAGAGAAGUCGACUGAUACUGAUGGAGGAAAACAUUUUCCGCGUAAUGCUGCAUCAGCUGAAAAAUUGUCAUCAUCGCCGUCAUCAUUUUCGUUAUCACCUUCAUCGACAUCAUCGCCUUCAUCUUCAUCUUCCUUAUCAUCGUCUGUGCUAAGUCCAUCAAAUAUUAACAUGUUAACCUGUUCUCAAGUUUCCCCUAAAAAGUUAUUAGACAAAAUUGAUUUCCUUAAUGCCAAUAAUACUAUACAUUCCCAGUCAUCGUCUGAUCACUCUUCAUUACUGUCCAUCAUCAAUAAUCAAGAGUGUUUGGAACAACCACUAGAUUUAUCCUCAGCAUCGCAUUCCAAUCGAUUGGGCUUACCAAAUAGUCAAUCCGAUAUGACAGAACUAAAACGAAGGCGAAGUUUUGCCGGUAAAUCCCGAUUAUCCGAUAAUUCAGAUGUGAUUAAAUGUAGCGCUCAACGACACAAUUCGGUUAACCUGCCUUUAUCAACGAAGAAAAUCGGUUGUAAUAGAAAAACCAGUGCCAAUAUUAAUACCACUAUACUACUACGACUACGACUACCAUCAACAGCAGCAGUAGCAGUAAUUCAAGACCCGAACGUAAACCAGCAUACUGAAAAACUUCCCGUGAACAUAUCAAAUACUGAAUCAAAUGCGCUCACAACAAAUUUUCUUGAUUUUAUUUUAUCCCCUGACUGUUAUCGUGUUGCGCUUAAUAAUAGUAAUAAUAAUAAUGAUAAUAAUUUGCUCAAUUCACGUAACACUCCUAAAACAACUUAUGAAUUAGCCUAUGAAUUAUUAAAUUCCUUAUCCAAUUCCGGUGGAACAACUUCAAGUGUAAAGCAGGAGAAUGAACAACAACAACAUCAACAACAACAGCAAUGUCUAACGAACACAUCUCCGACGUCAGCUGAUAAUUCUAGCUAUCCCAGUGUUGUAAAUACACAAGAUUGUCAACAAAACGUUGUAUCGCCUAAGUCUACAUCGAAAAUACCACUUUGCAAAUCGAAUUCCAUGUCAAAAUAUAAUACCGGUGACAAUUUCCCACCUAAAAAAUCUUUAUCUAAUCGACUGUAUUCAAUUAAAAAAGUUAACCAGGCGGAUUAUUUAAACAAAACACAUUCAUUGCCCAAUCGGACAUUGAACCAGCAUUCCAGUAGUGAUAAUAAUAGUAGUAAUAGUAAUAGCAAUAAUAACAAUAAUUUUGAUACAGACAUUGUUGACAUUAUCACAACUAGACAUUCCUUCACUUCUUCCUGUUCUUCUUCUCCUUCUUCUUCUUCGUCUCCUUCUAAUUCUUCACCGAUGAAAGUCCCCAGUGAAGACUUCAAGUUAUUUUUACGCAGAAAUUCCAGUCGUUAUCGAGGUCGUAUAAGAUACUGGUUAAUUCAAAUGAUUAGUUUAGUGAAACAGCCGGAACCAAUUCUGAUUUCUUUACUUCAAAAUAAUGAAAGUAAUAAUAAUAAUAAUAAUAGCAAUGAUAAAAUGACACAGACAUCAAAUAUACCUGUUGAACAGAUGACAAGUUUAUUAAGCUGCUUUCGUCUACACAUAUUAGAUCAAUCAAUUGAGACAAGACUUAAAUUCUUAAAUAUGUCAUGGUAUCGAUUAUUACUAGUUUAUUUAAUUGAGCAUAAACAGUUAGACUUAUUGACAAUUGAAUCAGUAUUGCCUUCAUCUUCAGCGUCAACAUCGUCAGCUGAUGGAAGUGAAGGAAAUGAUGAUCAUGAUGAUGAUAAAUCAACUCAUGGAAAAUAUGAACAAAAAGAUUUAAUCAAUAAUAAUGAAGAAAUAAAAUCGAAACACAAAUCUGCUGAUCAUACAUCAUCAUCAUAA